AUGGUGAGCAAAGAGGCUGGCAAAUGCAUGCUCACCAACUCUGAGUCUGACUCGGAGGCAGCUCCCUCCAUGGCCUUGGAGGUCAAGGGCUCAGCAGAUCCCAGCCGGCAGGUCCGCAAGCGCAACAAAGCCCUUCAGGUACGCUUCAAGGACAUCUGCGAGGCCCAGAACGAGCAGGCGGCAGCAGCAAAAGGAGGAAAGCCCAUCUCCUAUAAAGUGGCUUACCGAAAAUACAUGACUGUCCCAGCACGCCGCUCCAUCCCCAAUGUCACCAAAAGCACCGGCGUACAGACUUCGCCCGACCUACGGAAACGUUACCAAACCUUUCCUUUUGAGCGUAAAAAAGGCCACACUAUUAAACAUGUGGCAGCUGUGGAGACCUACAAGGACCAGGACAAUGGAUUUGUUAUUGAUGUGAAGAGGGCCAAAGGGCCUGAGAGUACCAGAGAAACUGGGGCAAUCAGAAAGACCAGGGCUCUGCUGCACAAUGAGUGUAUAGCCACAGUGGAACAGCAUCCACAGGCAGGCAGAGACUGUACGGACAGACCAGAUGGGAUCUGCUCCGACUCUGUGCUCUUAACAUGCCCUGCAGAUGAGGCUGAGACCAUCACGGAUGAUUCAGAAUACCAGAUUUGUAGUGUACGGAGCAAAAACCGCAAGGGUACAUCUGACCGAUCGGUCAAGCGGCAACUGCUUAACUCUGAGGAUAGCCAAGGUGGUGUGCAGUCGGACUCAGAGUCCAAAGUAACGGGUCCCAUUGCCUGGAACUCUCUGACACAGGUAGAAUGCCUGGAGAGUCCGUCUGUGCGCAGCAAGCGCAAGAAAGCGCUGCAACUGAACGGACUGCAAACGCAGACCCAGGUACGGGCUGGGUGCACAACACAGGCACAGUGCCAUGCUAGCACAAUCUCGGCACGCCCACUAAGCACGAUGGAAGAGACGGCAACUGCCGCAACAACUACAGUGUGCGCACCCGCAGCUGGAUCUGCACCUGCGGACAGUGAGGUUUGUAAGCAGAUAGUGCCAGUCGCUCAGGAAGGGGAUAUAAAAGCACAGCUACAGGCAAUGGAGAAUAUGAUCAGCUCUAGCCAGGAAACCAUCAAAGUGCUACUGGGCGUCAUUCAGGAACUGGAGAAGGGCGAGGCACACAGAGAGGGCCUCUCCUAUCGGACCGGACAGGACACGGCCAACUGUGACACGUGUCGGAACAGCGCCUGCAUUAUCUACAGUGUGGAGCUUGAUUUUAAACAGCAGGAGGAUAAGCUUCAGCCCUUGAUGAGGAGACUCUGUCCUACCGAGGAGACGCACUUCCCCUCUCUGCCUUACCCUCAGGAGGCCUUCACCUCCACGCCCAAACGCAAGGCCAAAGCUGAAGCCAAGAAACACGCUCGCUGGCGCCUGUGGUUCCUCUGA
This is a messenger RNA of Chanos chanos (milkfish), 1413 nucleotides long. RefSeq names its product inhibitory synaptic factor 2A (gene insyn2a). The record is from RefSeq and is a predicted model, not a curated record. Gene Ontology annotation, cellular component: postsynaptic density. Gene Ontology annotation, biological process: inhibitory postsynaptic potential. NCBI's taxonomy places the organism in Eukaryota, Metazoa, Chordata, Actinopteri, Gonorynchiformes, Chanidae. The transcript is spliced from 3 exons. Bases 1 to 1413 code for a protein of 470 amino acids.